Brassica napus (rape) is the source of this 2396-nucleotide messenger RNA. Its product is annotated as auxin-responsive protein SAUR21-like. Gene Ontology annotation, biological process: response to auxin. The record is from RefSeq and is a predicted model, not a curated record. Lineage: Eukaryota; Viridiplantae; Streptophyta; Magnoliopsida; Brassicales; Brassicaceae. The transcript has a single exon. Bases 1826 to 2215 code for a protein of 129 amino acids.
AAAGCAUGGAACAAAAGAGCAGAUGAGAGCCUCUGAAACGGAGGCGGCAGAACGGGAAAGUCCCCAAACCCGAGCACACCCACAAAUCGGAGUAGACAACUGCAGCUGGAAGCGCCAUGGGAAGUUGAAGGUAAGCUUGACUGAGGAAGAGGCCCUCAACGGAGUGUCUCAGCUCCGCCGCGCUCUGAAGAAACCAGGUCUUCGAGGAGAGGCUCUACAGACUUGACUCGCUUCAAUGGAGGAGGAGCACUGACACGGCAAGACGGAAAGAACAGAGAAGAGGCAGCGACGCUCAAGAUCCGCUCUUCCACGGCAAGGGGUGACGGAUCUGACCCAGAUCUGUCGGUAGUGGCUCGAACCCAAAAAGCAAAUACAAGCGGCCUGAUUCGGAUCUACUUUACAGCGCCUCGCCCUCGCUCCAGAGAAUGCUAGAACACAUUAGCUUUCUGUUUAGGUCCGACGAAUCAGAGAUCCAGAGCAGAAGCAGCAAAGAGGCGAUGAUGGAAGCAGAGGAAGGCAGGGGAGAGACUGAAGCUGAACAGCAAACGAAAAAGACGGGUGGUCGACGGUUAGAAACCGACCGCCGACCACCGAAAACGAGAAAGAAGAACGGCCGAACCCUAACGCGAUGGAGGAGGAAAGAGAGAUGAAAAGAGAGAGUUAGGGUUUUUACUUGUACAAUGUUCGAUCCAAAGUGUACUGACAUAAUCGUCUAUUAUGUAAAAAUGACAUUCAUUCUCUAAAUUUUAAAACAUCUCCUUCGAGAAGAAAUAUAGAAAAUGUCAUAUAUUUACAAUGAAUAUAUCUAUUUCUAAUUCCAAAAAAAAGGUUAGUAAUUAAUAUAAUCAUCAUUGGAUCCGAGAAAUCACAUUGAUGAAUGUGUCUUCGGGGCAAGGAAUGGUCAAGCAACCUGGGUGAUCGAAACCAAACUCUUCCUCGGAUUUACUAAGAAGAGCUUGAAACGGAGGCUGACUCAAGUAUGAGAUCGGCACCAUAAAUGAUAUAUCUCAUCUUCUGACUCUCUCCUACGUACACCGCAAGAAACCCUUUUUGCACCACCGUAGAAGCUGCUGGUAUAUAAAGGCCAAUAAUCUUCUUUGCACCAAGUAGACCUCUUCUCAUCAACGCCAUCUCUUUUAGUAAAGUUUGAAACUCUUUUGAUGCUCCCUGAACCUGAAUAUGUAUCAAAAGAUUCAAGUUGUUGGAUAACUUGCUUGUUUUUUGUUGAUGAUAUAAAUAAAGGGUUAUGUGUAUAUAUAGAGAAAGAUCAAUGAUAAGUUUGAACCUUCUUUGAAAAAUCCUUGAAACUUAUGGUCUACAAGUGUGGGACAGGAUAUAACAUGGUUCUGUCUUACCAUUUCUAAAAGAUGCAUUAAUGAAAUUUGUCUACUUGGAUAAUCUCCAUUUCUUUUUACUUCUAAUUUUCAUGUGUGAUCUUAUUUAUAAAGAACAACUUAAACGGUGACAUAGACGUGUUGUUCUGUUGGUGAGGAACUUCAGGUCCCCACUAUUAGUUCUUAUUAAAUCCACUUAGACCACAGAAAUUAGAUAAUAGGACUAAUAACCAACCAUAGAACGUGAAAGAGAAAUCCUUGCUGGUCUUUGUUAUUGACAAUGGAAUAUGUAUCAUCUAUAAUUUUUGAGAAUACAAGCCCUUGUGACUCAUUUAUCAAGACAAAUUGCAUUAAUGCAUCUUUUCCAUAGUUAAGACAAAACCAUGUGAUUUUCUCUAGUCUGUCCCAAGAUUCAAGACCACAAGUUUCAAAGUUUUUUGUUCUGAGAGAUCUCAACUCAUUCAUUUAUUUAUCUAUCUAUAUAUAUACACAUGAGCCCUUCUUUCUAUCAUCAACCAAAAACAAGCAAUCCAGUAACAUUAACCCUUUCAUACAUUUUCAAAAGAAUUCAAACUUUCAGAAAAAUGGCUUUGGUGAGAAGUCUAUUGGGAGCAAAGAAGAUUCUUGGCCGCUCUGUAACAGCAACAGCUUCUACGAGCAAAAGAGUAGCCUCAGCGGCACCAAAAGGGUUUCUUGCGGUGUACGUAGGAGAGAACCAGAAGAAGAGAUAUGUGGUGCCAGUCUCAUACUUGAAUCAGCUUUCGUUUCAAGCUCUUCUCAGUAAAUCUGAAGAAGAGUUUGGGUUUGAUCAUCCAAUGGGUGGCUUAACCAUCCCUUGUCCUGAGGACACUUUCAUCAAUGUGACUUCUCGGCUUCAAUGAUGAUUAUCCAACAUAUUGUUCGUCUAGUUAGAGAUAGAAUUGUUCCUUGUAAAUAGAGAAGUUUUUUUCUCUUGUUCUUGAAAGAGUUGUUCUAUAAUUUUUUUGAAAGUGAAUGCCAUAGACACAAUUCUCUCAAUCCCUUUCAAUGUGAUAUUAUUUGAUCAUAACUUCAUUUGGCGUC